Molecule: messenger RNA, 4723 nt
Organism: Sorex fumeus (smoky shrew)
Lineage: Eukaryota; Metazoa; Chordata; Mammalia; Eulipotyphla; Soricidae
Gene: BAZ1B
Product: bromodomain adjacent to zinc finger domain 1B
Exons: 19
Coding region: 245-4693 (1482 amino acids)
Biological process (GO): chromatin remodeling
Cellular component (GO): WICH complex
Molecular function (GO): protein binding; histone H2AXY142 kinase activity
Source: RefSeq, a predicted model, not a curated record
GCUGACCGAGCGGCCCACGCGGCGUGCGGGCGAGUCCCGUCCCCCUCGGCGCCCCCGGCCCAUGGCCCGGCCGCGGCCGCGCCGGCCCUGAGGGAGCCGAGUUCGCGCCGCCCUCUCACCCCUCCCCUCCCCCACCCACCCCGGGCGCCAGGCGCUCGCUCGGGGCCGCGGGGCCUAGUGUGGCGUCCGCCGCGGAGCCGGAGCCGCCGCCGCCGCCGCUGCUGCUGCUGCUGCUGCCGCCGCGAUGGCGCCGCUCCUGGGCCGCAAGCCCUUCCCGCUGGUGAAGCCGCUGCCGGGCGAGGAGCCGCUCUACACCAUCGCGCACACGCAGGAGGCCUUCCGCACCCGGGAAGAGUAUGAAGCCCGCCUGGAAAGGUACAGUGAGCGCAUCUGGACUUGUAAGAGUACUGGGAGCAGCCAGCUAACGCACAAGGAAGCCUGGGAGGAGGAGCAAGAAGUUGCCGAGCUCUUGAAGGAGGAGUUCCCUACCUGGUAUGAAAAGCUUGUUCUGGAAAUGGUCCACCAUAACACGGCCUCCUUGGAGAAGCUGGUAGACUCUGCCUGGCUGGAGAUCAUGACCAAAUAUGCUGUGGGAGAAGAAUGUGAUUUUGAGGUUGGGAAGGAAAAAAUGCUCAAGGUGAGGAUUGUGAAGAUUCACCCUUUGGAGAAAGUAGAUGAAGAGGCAACUGAGAAGAAAUCUGAUGGUGCCUGUGAUUCUCCCUCAAGUGACAAAGAGAACUCUGGCCAGAUUGCUCAGGACCACCAGAAGAAGGAGGCAACAGUCAAGGACGAUGAAGGGAGGAGAGAAAGUAUUAAUGACCGAGCGCGAAGAUCGCCGCGCAAACUUCCUACUUCACUGAAAAAAGGAGAAAGAAAAUGGGCUCCUCCGAAGUUUCUGCCCCACAAAUACGACGUAAAACUGCAGCAUGAAGACAAGAUCAUCAGUAAUGUGCCAGCAGACAGCUUGGUUCGAACAGAACGCCCACCCAAUAAAGAGAUCCUCCGCUACUUCAUCCGGCAUAACGCACUACGGGCUGGGACUGGGGAAAACGCACCCUGGGUCGUGGAAGAUGAGCUGGUGAAGAAGUAUUCCCUGCCUAGCAAGUUCAGUGACUUUUUGCUUGAUCCAUACAAGUACAUGACUCUCAACCCUUCUACCAAGAGGAAGAGCGCGAGCUCCCCAGACAGGAAGCCCACCAAGAAGGCCAAGGCAGACAGUGCUUCCCUGAACUCCCCACUCAACCCGAAGCUCUGGUGUCACGUACACUUGAAGAAAUCCCUGAAUGGGUCCCCACUCAAAGUGAAGAACUCAAAAAAUUCCAAGUCUCCAGAAGAGCAUCUGGAAGAAGUGAUGAAGAUGAUGUCUCCCGGCAAGCUGCACGCCAACUUCCACAUUGCCAAGAAGGGCCCGGCUGCCAAGAAGCCAGCCAAGCACGGCGACAAGCCCCUGAGAGCCAAGGGCCGAGGCAAAGGCAUCCUCAAUGGACAGAAGUCCACAGGGGGGGCCAAGUCACCCAAAAAGGGACUGAAGACCCCUAAAACAAAAAUGAAGCAGAUGACUCUGUUGGACAUGGCGAAAGGUACCCAGAAGAUAACACGCACCCCACGGAAUUCUGGGGGGACGCCUCGGUCCUCGACGAAACUGCAGAAGCACCUGCCUCCAGCUGCUCUACACCUUAUUGCCUACUACAGAGAGAACAAAGACCGGGAGGACAAGAAGAGCGCCCUGUCCUGCGUCAUCUCCAAAACUGCACGCCUCCUCUCCAGUGAGGACCGGGCCCGCCUCCCCGAGGAGUUGCGUGGAAUUGUCCAGAAACGCUUCGAGCUGCUGGAGCACAAGCGGAAGUGGGCCUCGAUGUCCGAGGAGCAACGCAAAGAGUAUCUGAAGAAGAAACGGGAGGAGCUGAAGGAAAAGUUGAAGGAGAAGGCCAAGGAGCGGAGAGAAAAGGAGAUGCUUGAGAGGCUGGAAAAGCAGAAGCGGUUCGAGGACCACGAACUGGCGGGCAAAAGCCUCCCCACUUUCCGGCUGGUGGACACGCCAGAGGGGCUGCCCAACACACUCUUCGGGGACGUGGCCAUGGUGGUGGAGUUUCUGAGCUGUUACUCGGGGUUGCUCCUCCCCGACGCUCAGUACCCGAUCACUGCCGUCUCCCUCAUGGAAGCUUUGAGCGCAGAGAAGGGGGGCUUCCUCUACCUGAACCGGGUGCUGGUCAUCCUCCUCCAGACCCUCCUGCAGGAUGAAAUUGCUGAAGACUAUGGCGAGCUGGGCAUGAAGCUCUCGGAAAUCCCGCUGACUCUGCACUCCGUCUCGGAGCUGGUGCGGCUGUGCCUCCGCCGGUCUGACGUCCAGGAGGAAAGCGAGGCCUCUGACACCGAGGACAAUAAGGAUUCGGCACCCUUUGAGGACAACGAGGUGCAGGAUGAGUUCCUGGAGAAGCUGGAGACGUCUGAGUUCUUCGAGUUGACCUCGGAAGAGAAGCUGCAGAUCCUCACAGCACUGUGCCACCGCAUCCUCAUGACGUACUCCGUGCAGGACCACAUGGAGACCAGGCAGCAGAUGUCGGCGGAGCUGUGGAAGGAACGGCUGGCGGUCCUGAAGGAGGAGAACGACAAGAAGCGAGCCGAGAAGCAGAAGCGGAAAGAAAUGGAGGCCAGAAAUAAGGAGAACGGGAAGGAGGAGAACGGGCUCAGCAAAGCGGAGAGAAAAAAGGACAUUGUGAAGUUCGAGCCCCAGGUGGAGCUGGAAGCGGAAGACAUGAUCAGCGCUGUGAAGAGCAGGCGGCUGCUUGCCAUUCAGGCGAAGAAGGAGCGGGAAAUCCAGGAGAGAGAGAUGAAAGUCAAACUAGAACGUGAAGCAGAAGAAGAGCGAAUCCGGAAACACAAGGCAGCAGCCGAGAAGGCUUUCCAGGAAGGGAUCGCCAAGGCUAAACUAGUCAUGCGUAGGACGCCCAUUGGUACCGACCGGAACCAUAACAGAUACUGGCUGUUCUCGGAUGAAGUUCCAGGACUGUUCAUUGAAAAGGGCUGGGUACAUGACAGCAUUGACUACCAAGUUACCCACCGCCGCCGAGAGCGCGCAGACCCUCAGGACGAGGACUACUGUCCCCGAAGUAAGAAAGCAAGCCUCAGCAAAACUGCAGUGAACAUGAACACACAUCAUGGGCCAGAAGUCGCUGUGGAGACCACAGUUCCCAAACAGGGACAGAAUCUAUGGUUCUUAUGUGAUAGUCAGAAGGAACUGGAUGAGUUGCUGAACUGCCUUCACCCUCAGGGAAUAAGAGAAAGUCAGCUUAAAGAGAGACUGGAAAAGAGGUACCAGGAUAUCAUUCAUUCUAUUCAUCUGGCUCGAAAGCCAAAUUUGGGUCUCAAAUCUUGUGAUGGCAACCAGGAACUCCUGAACUUUCUUCGAAGUGACCUCAUUGAAGUUGCAACAAGAUUACAAAAGGGAGGACUGGGUUAUGUGGAAGAAACCACGGAUUUUGAAGCUCGGGUUGUCUCAUUAGAGAAAUUAAAGGAUUUUGGCGAGUGUGUGAUUGCCCUUCAAGCUAGUGUUAUAAAGAAGUUUCUCCAAGGCUUCAUGGCUCCCAAACAGAAGAGAAGAAAAGUCCAAAGUGAAGAUCCUGCCAAGAGUGAAGAGGUGGAUGAGGAGAAGAAGAUGGCGGAGGAGGCGGAGGUGGCGUCUGCACUGGAGAAGUGGAAGACGGCGAUCCGCGAGGCCCAGACCUUCUCCAGGAUGCAUGUUCUCCUGGGGAUGCUGGACGCCUGCAUCAAGUGGGAUAUGUCAGCGGAAAAUGCCAGAUGCAAAGUUUGUCGGAAGAAAGGUGAGGAUGACAAACUGAUCCUGUGUGACGAGUGUAAUAAAGCCUUCCACCUGUUUUGUCUGAGGCCGGCUCUUUAUGAAGUACCAGAUGGUGAGUGGCAGUGCCCGGCCUGCCAGCCCGCUACUGCCAGGCGCAACUCUCGUGGCAGGAAUUACACUGAGGAAUCUGCCUCUGAUGGCAGUGAAGAAGAGGAGGAGGAGGAAGAGGACGAGGAGGAAGAAGAGGAGGAGGAGGAGGAGGAAGAUUAUGAGGUGGCUGGUUUGCGACUGAGACCUCGAAAGACCAUCCGGGGCAAGCAGGGGGCUGUUCCCCCCACAAGACCAGGCCGCCGGCCAGGUAAGAAGCCGCACCCCGCCCGGAGGGCUCAGUCAAAAGCACCGCCCGUGGAUGAAGCCGAGGUGGAUGAGCUGGUGCUGCAGACCAAGCGGAGCUCGCGGAGGCAGAGCCUGGAGCUGCAGAAGUGCGAGGAGAUCCUGCACAAGGUCAUCAAGUACCGCUUCAGCUGGCCCUUCCGGGAGCCCGUGACACGUGACGAGGCGGAGGACUACUACGACGUGGUCACGCACCCCAUGGACUUCCAGACGAUGCGGAACAAAUGCUCCUGCGGGAACUACCGCUCGGUGCAGGAGUUUCUCAGCGACAUGAAGCAGGUGUUCGCCAACGCCGAGCUGUACAACUGCCGGGGCAGCCCCGUGCUGGAGUGCACGGCCAAGACCGAAGAGUGCCUGCUGGCGCUGCUGCGCAAACACCUGCCCGGCCACCCCUACGUGCGCCGGAAACGCAAGAAGUUCCCAGAGCGCCCUGCUGAGGACGAGGGGGACGGUGGGCUGGAGCCUGCUGGACAGUCCAGGGGCCGAAGACAGAAGAAGUAGGCAGGGCCGUGGUGAGGGAGCUGAAGUCGG